Hypanus sabinus (Atlantic stingray) is the source of this 1337-nucleotide messenger RNA. RefSeq names its product myosin-10-like. Gene Ontology annotation, molecular function: actin filament binding; ATP binding; cytoskeletal motor activity. The record is from RefSeq and is a predicted model, not a curated record. The transcript is spliced from 4 exons. Lineage: Eukaryota; Metazoa; Chordata; Chondrichthyes; Myliobatiformes; Dasyatidae. Gene Ontology annotation, cellular component: myosin complex. The coding region runs from base 119 to 652 and encodes 177 amino acids.
CGCAGGAGGGCGGAGCGGGGCUUGUUUGCGAGGCGGGACCGCAAGCCGGGCCUCCGCCCCUCGGCCGAGCCCAGCGCACUGCGACCGGGACCGGGACCGGAGCCCCUCGGCCGGCAGGAUGGCUCUCCACACCCAUCCGGAUGACGCGGAACGUUUUCUGUUCGUGGACCGGGGUUACGUGUCCAGUCCGGCCUCCCAGGCGGACUGGACAGCCAAGCGUCUGGUCUGGGUGCCCUCGGCGAGACACGGCUUCGAGGCGGCCAGCGUGCGGGAGGAGCGGCCGGGCGAGGUGGUGGUGGAGCUGGUGGAGGGCAGCCGCGUCCUGACCGUUGCCCGCGACGACUUGCAGCGCAUGAACCCCCCCAAGUUCGCCAAGGUGGAAGACAUGGCCGAGCUGACCUGCCUGAAUGAAGCUUCUGUGCUGCACAACCUGAAGGACCGCUACUACUCCGGCCUCAUCUACACUUACUCAGGCCUGUUUUGUGUCGUGAUCAACCCCUACAAGAAUCUGCCCAUCUACACAGAGCAAAUAGUCGAGAUGUACAGGGGCAAGAAGAGGCACGAGAUGCCUCCUCACAUCUACGCCAUCUCUGAGACCGCCUAUCGAAGCAUGCUACAAGAUCGAGAAGACCAGUCUAUACUUUGCACGUAAGUACAUGGUUUUAUCUUCAUCUCUCACACAGAGACAGACACGCGCACACACACACACACACGCACAGAGACACUAACACUCACAGACACACUCACACUCACAGACACACUCACACUCACAGACACACUCACACUCACAGACACACACACACUCACAGACACACUCACACUCACAGACACACUCACACUCACAGACACACUCACACUCACAGACAAACACAGUCACAGACACACACAGUCACACACAGACAGACAUAGACAUGCAGACACGCGCACACACACACACACGCACAGAGACACUAACACUCACAGACACACUAACACUCACAGACACACACAGUCACAGACACACACAGUCACAGACACACACAGUCACACACAGACAGACAUAGACAUGCAGACACGCGCGCACACACACAGACACGCGCGCACACACAGAGACACACACACAGACAUUCACACCCUCACACUCACACAACCUCACACACAGACACACUCACACACACACAGACACACAGAGACACACGCACACAGAGACUCGCACACUCACACCACGCGCGCGCACACACUCUCUCUCACUCUCGCUCUCUCGCUCUCUCUCACUCUCUCUCUCACUCUCUCUAUCGCUCUCUCUCUCUCCCUCCCACUCCCACCCACUCUCUCCCACUCUCUCCCACUCUCUCCCA